Porites evermanni is the source of this 5539-nucleotide messenger RNA. Lineage: Eukaryota; Metazoa; Cnidaria; Anthozoa; Scleractinia; Poritidae. The record is from the annotation of a GenBank genome assembly.
ACUGUUUUCGUCUUUUUGUUUGCUGAAGAAGUGUACUCUCUCAGACUUAUUUACGAGGGUGCAAAGAGUAAUGACAGUAGAUGCAAUUAUGAUGGGCGUUAUGUGAGAAUAAACCUGAAGGAAUGUUGUGAAAAUAAAAAUUCGCGGAACGAAUGUCCAGCAUUUGCGGUUGGCGAAACGAGCAAGAAUUCCAACACAAGUAAGUUGGCGGGUUUCUUGAUGUCGUUCUACUGCUCUCAGUCACUUUCCAUCUCAAAAUUAUAUUAAAAAGGAAAAAAUUUAUAAGCAUAAAAUUCCAUGUUUUAUUACUGAAGACUAUCGCGCCACUGCGGGGAUCCUGUGAUCUAGCCGAAUUUCUAUGCUAUUGGCGAUACAACAUGAUAUCCGACACACCCACCCACACUCGGUAAAGUCUUUUUCACUCUUUCUAGAAAUAUUAAAUUUUGCAGUGUUAUUCUUGUUUUCCCUGAGGCUGAAUAACUGAAAAUUAGUGCUUUUUUAUCCCAUUUGGCUCUCUCUGGUUUGAUCAGGAAUGUGUCACCACUCACCAAAAAAUUAAAGUGUGAGAUAUUCCAAAAGGCACUCUGUUGCUAUGUCAUAAAGCUUGUACUUUGAUAUCAUAUUUUAGCAGAUUUUACGCUGGAAAAAUCGGAAAAAGAUGAAAAAAAACGGUGCAUCUCGUUCAACAAAACCUAUUCACUUGCCUUUAAAGGGAACUCAACCAGCUUCGAGGUGAGUGAAAACACCAGUUUAAGAAAUUUUCUCUGCAGGCGUACAAUUAUGAAAACAUCUUUUUUUUAAUAGUAGACUUUCCGAUUAUCCUAUACCACAAUAGAUUUAAUGAAUAGGUUCAAAUUUGCCGGUGAGUGUCUUUUUAGUUAGAUAUCACAACUUUGAGGUUAAAAUGUGGCGAGAACAAAAAAGUGACAAUGCCCUGCCGUAGGCACGUGCGUCAUAUUACUAUGAGAUCAAGCAUUUUGAUUUCCCCAUGAUUCACAACUGAAGACACCACACAUGACAAAAUGAAAUGGUGAGAAAAGUUAGAAGGCGGUUUGAGAAAAUCGUUGGUUCUCAAAAGUUGUUCACAAGAGUUUCCAGCGGGAAAACCGAGAAUCGCGGGAAUUUUUUUCGAUAAUGCUACGCGUUGCACUACCGCAAUAGAUGCAGCGAAUUUCUUGCUUUCGGAUUGGCUGUAGUGGCAUGGGAUAAUUUGAGGUAUAAAUGGUUAUCGGAUGACUAGAAUGCUAUUUAAAUUUUUAGUUAUGUUACUCUAAAUUCUGUGGAGCCUUUUCACUCAUAUGGAAUGCAGAUAUGCAAAGUUAAUGAAACAAUGGACGUUUUUACAUAGGAAAAAGUUUCAACUCCCACGGUAAUGGUUAGGGAAAUCAACAAUGCCGCCUUUCUAUUGCUUUUGCGACACCAAUAUCGCGGACGUGUCAUCAUGUAGAAAUGCUCCAUAGGUUUAAAACCCAAGAGACAUGCAAUCGGAUUCUUGGGUAAAAAGUAUUGCUGGAAGAGCAUUCCUAAGAAUCCCUUUCUGAUACUUAAAUAAUAAUAGUCAGUAGUAAUAAUUUCACCCUUGAAUUGUUACAUAUAGAUGAUACAGUCGAUCUUUUGCCUUUUCAGAAUGUUUCCUGUCAAGAUGAAGUCGAUAACGUUAACGUCUGGUUUAAUUAUGAAAUUUAUAACCACACAGGUGCCUAUAAAAGAUAUCGUGCGUUCUACUACAAACAAGGUGGAACGUUUAUGUGUCUUACUCGCCACUGUAGUGGAAAAUUGUAUUUAACUAGUGUUAAUUCAACAAAUGACCGAAAAUGUUUCUUUUCUACUACUAAUAAUUGAUGAUAAGUUAAUGUGACAGAACAGAAUGAGGUGUUAUUUAACGUAUGACAUAAUUCUUUAUCAAUUUAAGGCAAUUUUCCCUAUUUUAAAAGUAUUUUUUACUUGUAACGUUAAAGUUGUAUCGCACUCUAUAGAAAGGAAGGAAUUGGAUGUUUAAAGCUAUGGUGCUAUCGUUAAUAUUUCUUGCACUAGUCUCUAACACUGGCAGUGUACAUUACCAGUUAAUUCAAUAAUACAAUUAUUCUCCGCCACGGUAAUGAAUAAGCAAAUUAAAAAUAAUAUUACCUUGACCGCUAGCAGUCUGUUUGCAGUUCCACGGAGCCGAUACGAUUAUACCAAUGCAGCGAACACCACGUGCUAACAUCGAACAGUAUCGUGUGAUUGCCAAAGCUAAUAGUCAGUUAAUCAAAGGGCACGAUACUGACUCCCGGCGGGGGGGAGGGGGGGGGGGUGGUGUACCGACUGCGUUAAGUAGUACAUAACUUCAUGGGAAACGCCUUGGAAGAUUCCAUGUGAAAAAGGUGGUGAUGCUGGCCGGAAAAACACUAAAAUUAAACCCACAGAAAGCCAGGCCUGGCGCGUUGCAAUUGUCAGCUGCGGUAUAUUGCAAUAAAGAGCGCAGUUGUUAUUGAACUAUUUUCUCUCCUCUCUUCUUUUUUGCUUUCCUUUUUCUUGACGUCCCUAAUAAGUGAUACUUGAGCAGUAAAAUGGAAUUUUGGCGGUGCAUUCCCUAUAAGAAGUACCUAAUUCUGGGACUAUGUGACCACGAAUUCCCGAGCCCUUGUGUUUUGGAGCUAAUCACUAAGCAACAGUCAUCAGUGCCUCAGUUUGUCCGAAAUUGUGACAGUGAAGAGAAACUGAAGUCCACUGAAGGAUGUGCAUGAAUGAUAUGUUCAUUGUAAACGGGGCUUACUUACGGUAAGCUUCGUUGACAACAACAACAACAAAGCUAUUUAACUCCGCGAGCCACACACAACAAAAGCUGAUUUCCAGGCGGGCGCGUACGCAAACACGCAUUACAGAAGCAAGUGUUUACUAUAGGGAUGCAAAAUGUGAAAAAUUUUUAAGAAAAUAAUUUAUUUUGUAAAUAUUUACUCAAUGCAGCUAGUUUUACAAUAUAUGUUGGUGGGAGUUUUGGAGAAUAAUUAAGAUAGGUUUUAAAAAAUUUACACAUAAAUAAAGGAAUCUGAGCGAUCCAGCAGUAGGCAAAGAGGCAAGUUUGCCUUUAAAUUCGGAAAGCGAUUGUGCUGAUUUGCCUCGUAAGAAAGAUUGUUCCAGGGCAUUGCACCACUAUACUUAAAAUUACAUUUGAGGAAAUUCGUUUUUGGCCUUGGCAGUGCUAGAUCAGUUUCAAGAUUCCUAAAAUUAUGGUUGGUGCUACUAUCGUUGAGUUUUGUAAGAGGCUGUUAGAUGGAGACAGAUUGAUCAUUGAGGAUUUUGUACAUCAGGGUAGCCUUGACAAGUGAGCGACUGGUUUCGAGGUUUUUCAAUUUCAAAUUAUCAUUUACAAGCACAUCUACCGAUCUAAUGUCAUGUGAUAUGAUAAACCCGCUAAUCACAUUAUUUAAGAGGCUACCUGCGACCUAUACAUUAGAACUUCAAGGUUUUGAGGGCACUGGUCACUUACUACUUGUGAGGGGUGCCGGCUAUUUGAGAAAGCUUAAAAACAUUUCAAACCGACCUCCCUAUUUCAUCAUAGCUUUAAUUGUAUAAAUGACCCCCAUUGGUGUGGAAACUACGGAUAUUCUAACUACAAAAAAAUCUUGCCGAAGUUCACCAAAUACAGUCGAACCUUCAUGAGCGACCACCUCCCAUAAACGACCGCAAAUCCAAAACACCAAAAUGUAAGCGACCGCGACCACCUUUUGGGCCUAAUGAUUUUCUAAUUUUUUUAACUUCUUGUAAGCGACCUCUUGACGCAUUCUCUAAUCUUUUUGCUCGCUGUGUGGUGCUACUUUGACUAUACGAAGGACUUUAGUGACAACAUGGAAGUACACAUGGCGCGACUUAGAAAUUGCAUGCAAUAAAUUAUCUUCUAUAAAGUAGAUGUGCCCAGGCCUCUUCUUGGAUGAGGCCUCCUGUGUUUCAAUUCUUGUAAAGGCUCACCUCCCGUAGGCGACGACUAAGUCUUUGCAUUUUGGGUGGUCGCUUACGGAAGGUUUGACUGUAUCUGCAGUAGUGUUUCUAAGAUUGGCGUAUACCAUUCGCGGCUGUUGAAUUUAAUUUCAAUUUUGCAACCGCUUUUGUAUUACUUUCAUGAAAUUUAUUAAAAUGGCCCCCCAGGUAACGCUCCCUUAUCUGAAAAGGACCACCCAAAAUCAAGAUCAAAGAUCCCAUGGCCAGAAAUCACGCGCAUUUGAGCCCGCGCUGUGGUAUGCGGCUUUCUUCUUAACAACAGGGAAUCCAAUAUGGUGGAAAAAAAGCGUGCUUUCCUCGUAGAUUACGCACAGCUUCAUGAUAUUUCACCUCCAGCAGAAAAUCAAAAAGAGGGAAGCUGUACGAGGUAGAGAGAAUAAUCGAGUGGCGGAAAACCAAACAUGUGAGUCGAUUUUUCGAGUCAAUCCUUAAAGUUGAUCCAUUUGUGAAGCUAUUGAGACAAAAUGGCGGCCCCCACUUCCCCUCACAGGUAAAAAACGGCCAGCCCCAGAGUAGCUUUAUACACCGUACCAGAAUUUAGUAUCAGCCUAUAAAACAAGUCCCAUCAUGAUUUAUCAAGUUUGCCGGAUACAUCUCGUCAACAAACUACGUAGUCAUUGGUGAAAAAAGGAUUAGGGUUUAUUGUUUGACUUCCAUAUAGAGCGGUUUUCACUUGACUGUUGUAAAACCAAAACCAAAGUAAAUACACUAGCCAACCAAAGGGCGUAGUAAAACCAAAACCAAACCAAUUCCUCAAUUACUUUCGACAGUCAAGUGAAAACCGCUCUAUUACAUAUAUUACCUUUAUAAUAUAUUUACGUUACAUAAACUGUAUUUUAAUGUCUUGUGUUUAAUGUAACUAAUCUUAUUCGUUUUCGCCUUAUUUUGAGUUUUUCCUGGAGUCAUUUCUUUCAUCUGGACUUGGGGAUGGCCAUGUAUUUGUGUGACGGCUAUUGGGUGUCCCUGAACACUUGGUUUUACUUGUUAAUAAUAUACAUGAAAAAAAUUCUCGAUUGUGAUUGGCUAAGAGAAAAGCAGUUUAGGCAACACGGUGCAGAAUAAUUGAGUGCAGAAAAAAUGUAAUUUAGUGCAGAAAAGAGUAACAAACGUGACACUCUGAUUGGCUAAAAAACAAAGGAAUUCACAGAGAGCCAAUCAAAUGCGUCAUCUAAAUGGCGCAAAAUUUGGAUCCGCUCCGGACCAAUUUCGAGCAAAAACCGCAGCGGUUGGCGUUUGCAGCACAUUUACUUUUGCGACGGAAACAACUGUAGAAAAACGAAACACUGCGAAAAGCACUGGUUUUUGGCUCUCAGUUUGGAAGAAUUGGUGCGUAGACAAGGAUGUUACUGAUGAAAUAGAAAAUUAUGAGCCGGCUGAGUUGCUUGAGCAUUUCUACGCCGAAGUAAACAAUAAAAAAGGUGAAGAUUAUGAACCAGAAAGCCUUAAAGUAAUGACGGCAUUGCUUGAUAGACACUUAAAGAACAAAGGCUGCACCCUGUCCAUUGUACGUGUCCGAGAAUUUAGUUCGUCCAAAGAGGUGCUGGAGGACAAAGCGAAAUAG